AUGGUUAGUAAGACAAGUAUAGAGAAGGCGAAGCGAGAGGAUGGGCGGUUGCACUUAGAGGAACUAUUAGUUAUGGAAAGGAAUGUAGUGGAUAAGUUAGGGCUACCUAUUUCAAACACUAUGGGAAAUUCAAUCACUUUAAGUAAUGAAGAGAAACUAAACGGGGUUGGCAACUACGUAGAGGUAGAAGUGAAGUUACCGGACUUGACAAUUAUAGAGGAUUUUUUUCCUCUCACCAUAAGUAACGUCGAUGUCAUUCUUAGGUUAAAAUGGCUCUCUACAGUUGGAGAAAGCCGAGAUGAUUGGAGAUAA
Dovyalis caffra is the source of this 312-nucleotide messenger RNA. The record is from the annotation of a GenBank genome assembly. Lineage: Eukaryota; Viridiplantae; Streptophyta; Magnoliopsida; Malpighiales; Salicaceae.